UUUCCUUCCUUUCACUCGAUUUCAUCCACUGUUUCUUAACACCUGGCUCAAACUGCCGAGUUACGACAUUUCAUGUGGUUGAUCCAUCUACCUAUGCAGAGCUAGAUUUCCUGUGAGUGUCACUGAGCAAAAGGCAACAAGCAAACAUUUUUUACAGGAAACGUGAGUCAUAUCAAAUUGAUGUCAGGUCACCUCAAAUGAGAACAUCCUUAGGACAGAGACAUAUUACAGGAUGCUGUCAAAAUGCUUCUCAGAGCAUAGAUUUCCUCAUCAGUCUUGGCUGUAUUGACUGGUGUGACUUACGAGGGGAAAAUCCCUACUUAUAGUAACCAAGAGGCCACAUACUGUAUGUUUAAUAAUACUCUUAAAACUUUAAUUCCGUGACUUUGUGGCAUCACACCACCCCUCCAUGUCAUACAUUUGCAAAAUGUAUGCCUGUAUUCAUGGUAGAAGUGAAGCCACCUGGAGGUCGAAAACACGACCCCGAGACACAUCAAAGAGUGCUGGCUCAGACGUGUGUGAGCUGACCAAUCAGAGCAGACUGGGUAUUCAGCGGUUCAGAGAGAGGAGCUAAAACAGAGCAUAUCAGACAGAGGGGCUGCUGCAUGAGAAAACACAUUUAGUUUAAAUUUCAAAAAAAGCAUAUAAAAUGGGACUGAUUACAAGGGCCCCUAUGGGGGUAGUAAAAUUGUUGUUUUACUAUAUCUUUUUUUAUUUUUUUUACUUCUAAGCAAUUAGUGUCGUAACUAACUUAAAAUUGGCAGAAUAAAUCGGAUGAGAGACUUUACUCUGUAUAAAAAAAAAAUAGUGGAGGCUGUCUGAGGCCCCUCUCCCCCCUCACAAUACAUAAUGGUUCAGUCCAUCCCUGCAGCUACAGGUGGGAUGGUGCGUCACCAAACAGCUUAAUGAGCAGAGAGGCUGCUGCUCAUCAACAUGUCUUUACCCAAGAAAGCAGAAUCAGGGGUCCUCAAACAAAAGGAAAAGGCAGAAAGGGAAUGAAAGCAAGGAGAGGGAAGACAACGCCUACAAUUUUCUUUUAAAAGAAAGCCACCACCUGUGAAUCUACAGUUGUGGAGAUACAUUAGACCUGCAUGUGGGACUACAAGGGAGACGGCUACUUCUGAUAAAACCACUUCCUUGAGGCAAAAGCCUGCUGCGUUCCCUUGAAGACCAAGCUCAAUCAGGUUCCUUCCUUCAAACGACGACAGCUGCAGUCACUUGAAAAAAGGCAAACAUCACUUAUUUGAUGGGGCGCCCCUUGCCCAGGAAUCAAUACAGUCAGCUGAUGGGGCAGAUCACCUCUAAGCGUAACGGGUUGGUCCUCCCUCGUGUUCACUUCUCGACCAGUGAGGAAGGACCUCCCAGAUACUCUUCACAGCAUUUGGACGCCAACAGCAGGCAACAAGAUGGCAACCUCCAAGUUCCUCCAACCAUUGUUGUAUCCGAUGUGGACUCAAGUGUGUCUGAGCGCCAGGGCUCGAAGAUGGAUGUGCGGCGAUCUUCCCUCUACAGCACGUUAGACCUGGUGCCACAGCUGGAGCAUUACGCCAGAUCGCUGCCACACCAUCGGAUGAAGAGCCGGCCGUCUCUCGAGGCUCUCCGCAGAGCAUCUGACGUGGAGGUGGAAAAGACCACCACAGACUCUGGAGAUUGCAGCCUGCCCGUGACAGACACUGUGAAUGAAGAGCCACAAGCUAAAGAUGACAAAGCGCCGGUUAGAUUUGGCUGGGUGACUGGAGUCAUGGUUCGUUGCAUGCUGAAUAUUUGGGGAGUCAUCCUGUUCCUCCGCCUGUCGUUGAUCACUUCUCAAGCAGGGAUUUUGUUGACCUGGCUUAUUAUCCUGAUGUCGGUGACGGUGACCUCAGUAACUGCACUCUCCAUCUCUGCCAUCGCCACCAACGGGAGGGUGACGUCAGGUGGGGCGUAUUUCAUGAUCUCCCGCUCCCUGGGUCCUGAAAUUGGUGGACCGAUUGGGAUGGUCUUUUCCUUCGCCAACGCUCUGGCGUGUGCCCUCAACACUGUUGGCUUUGCAGAAGUAGUCAGUGAUUUAUUGCAGGAGUAUGGUGUCACCAUUGUCGAUCCAAUCAACGACAUCCGUAUCGUGGGCAUUGUCACGGUGACUGUUCUCCUGCUCAUUUCAUUGGCUGGAAUGGAGUGGGAGUCCAAGACACAGAUUUUGUUCUUUAUCAUUCUCCUGAUCUCAUUUUCCAACUACUUGGUGGGAACAGUCAUCCCUCCCAGUGAAGAAAAACAGGCCAAGGGGAUCUUUGGAUACCGAAGUGAAAUCUUUGUACAAAACCUGACACCUGACUGGAGAGGACCUCAAGGAAACUUUUUUGAAUUGUUUGCCAUUUUCUUCCCCUCUGCCAUCGGCAUCCUUUCUGGAGCCAACAUCUCUGGAGACCUUAAAGACCCUGCUACUGCUAUUCCCAAAGGGACCCUCAUGGCUAUUUUCUGGACAACAGUCAGCUAUCUCGUUAUUUCUGUAACUGCUGGGGCAUGUGUGCUGCGGGACGCCUCUGGUAAUAUAACUGACAUUCUCACUGGAAACAUCACAGACGGCUGUGUGGGUUUGGGAUGCGAACUGGGCUGGAACUUCACCGAGUGCAUCCAGACGCAGACCUGUGAAUACGGUCUGGCCAACAGUUCAAAGCUCCUGGGCCAACUUUCGGGUUUCUACCACCUCAUCACAGCUGGUGUCUUUGCAGCCAGCUUGUCAUCUGCCCUCGGCUUUCUCGUGUCCGCCCCCAAAGUCUUUCAGUGUCUUUGCAGAGACAACAUAUACCCGUACAUUGGAUUCUUUGCAAAGGGCUAUGGGAAAAACGAUGAGCCACUGCGGGCCUAUUUACUCUGCUACGUCAUUGCUAUUGCCUUCAUUCUCAUCGCUGAGCUGAACACCAUUGCGGCCUUGAUCUCCAACUUCUUCCUGUGUUCCUACAGCCUCAUCAACUUCAGCUGCUUCCAUGCUUCAAUUACCAACUCCCCUGGCUGGAGGCCGUCAUUUCACUACUAUAGUAAAUGGACAGCUUUAUUUGGAGCGGUGAUCUCGGUGGUGCUCAUGUUCCUGUUUACCUGGUGGGCCGCUCUCACCACCCUCUGUAUCAUCUUCUUCCUGUUUGGAUACGUCAACUACAACAAGCCAAAGGUGAACUGGGGCUCAUCAGUCCAGGCGGGGACAUACAACAUGGCCUUGUCAUACUCCGUCGCUCUGUCUGGUGUCGAGGAUCAUGUCAAGAAUUUCAGACCGCAGUGUCUUGUCCUGACCGGGCCACCAAACCAGCGACCAGCCCUGGUGGACUUUGUCGCAUCCUUCACCAAACACACAAGCCUCAUGAUCUGUGGCAACAUAAUCAUGGCGCAGGACAGGCAGAGUCAUCCUCAGGAUGCCACGGAUUGGUUGUUGAAGUGGUUGAACAAGAGAAAGGUGCGCUCCUUUUACACACCCUUCACUGCUGACAGCCUCAGACUUGGAGCCCGACACCUGCUACAGGCCUCUGGACUUGGUAAGCUGAAAUCCAAUACCCUGGUCCUGGGCUUUAAGGCAAACUGGAGGGACAGUUCGCCCGAGAGCAUCGAAGAUUAUAUCAACACCAUAAAUGACACCUUCGACUCCAACUUUUGUUUGUGUAUCCUGAGGAUGAUGGACGGGCUGGACAUCUCUGACCAGUUUCAUUCGGAAGUGAACCAGGCCUUUGAGCAUGACGAGACUGUUGAAAAUGAUGACCAGCAAUCUCCUGAGGGGGAAUCAGCUGACGAAUUAUCUGAUAAAGAUGACAGUGAUCAGAUCAAAACAGUGUUUCAGAAUGACCAGGGGAAGAAGACCAUCGAUGUCUACUGGAUAGCUGAUGACGGAGGUCUGACUCUGCUGGUGCCAUACCUGCUCACCAGGAGGAAACACUGGCACCGCAGUAAGGUCAGGGUCUUCAUCGUGGGCGACGAACAAAACAUGGAGGAAGGACGCAACGAGAUGAUCGCUCUGCUGAAGAGGUUUCGUCUGGAUUUUAACGACGUCAUAGUCAUGACGGACAGCGAGAGGCGGCCACAUGACAAGAACUUGAGAAGAUUUGUCGACAGUGUCGCCCCCUUCAGGCUAUAUGAUGAAGAGAAUGAAGGUGUCUCAAUUCAGGAGCUUAGACAAAGCGCCCCGUGGAAGAUAUCAGACAAAGAGUUUGAGGCCUUCAAACUUAAGUCCGAGAGAAAAGUGAGGCUGAAUGAAAUCAUCCGGAGGAAUUCACAACACGCUGCUCUCGUGCUUGUGAGCCUUCCUGUGCCACACAGCGACUGCCCCAGUGCUCUGUACAUGGCCUGGUUGGACACUCUGACCUGUGGCCUCCACUGCCCUGCUGUGCUGAUUCGUGGAAACCAGCAGAACGUCCUCACUUACUACUGCCAGUGAAAGUCGACCUACAGGGAUGGAUAUUUUAAGACAGUAGAUUGAAACAGUACCCUAGGAACUAUGAGAAACAUGCCACAUAAACCACAUCACUGAAACAGAAAUGUGAUAAUAGAAUAGAAUUCAUGGUGAAACUUAAUAUUUCAACUGUAAGAACUGUAUAUGUACUGUAGAAUGUUGUGAUGGAAGACAUUAUUAAGCAUCACAACCACUGAGAUCAUCUUCAGGAUGAUGUGAAUGCUAAUGCCUUAGCUGCCGUCUGUGACAGAUGACAGUGAAAGCAAAUAAUGAGGAAAAGUUAAGGGCAUUCCUAAUGGAGAGAAACCAAUGCUUUGUUGCUCAAGUAACCACUACCUGCUGCUAUUUUAGCUGUGAUUGUUUCAUGCUUGUUAUAAAGAAAAGGACCAUAAUACAUUGACAAGGCAGCGAGUUAUCAUAAUCCUCAGUUUGUAGUGUGCAAGUAGUUUGUUCAUCUGCCACACGUCAAAUGCAAUAUAAUAUAUUUGGUCUCAUCAUUAUACUGUUUUUGUAAUAAUUGUGGUAAUUUCAGUGUUUUGAGAGGUAAUGCAUUGUGUAUGUACAUAAUUUAUAGCAUGCUGUUGGGAAAAUAUCAAGAAUUACCACACAUAAAAUUAAGAUGAUAGUAUGUACACUGUAAAUACACAUAAGAUGUGUCAAUAUUAUCUCCAUAUUUACUGUUUGUGUUUAUAUGUAAUAUAUUAGUAGAGUAGCUAUCCUUGUUAGGCCUUGAUGAACAGUCCAUGAAAUGUUUUCUGUCACCCUCUUUUUGGUAAAGGUAUUUCCAACAAUGUUCAGUUUAGUCGCUGCCGCUACUUGUGGCAUAGGGAAGUUAGCGAAAGAGACUACAUUUAAGAUCAUUAAAACAUUAAAACAUUA
Molecule: messenger RNA, 5290 nt
Organism: Acanthopagrus latus (yellowfin seabream)
Lineage: Eukaryota; Metazoa; Chordata; Actinopteri; Spariformes; Sparidae
Gene: slc12a10.1
Product: solute carrier family 12 member 10, tandem duplicate 1
Exons: 30
Coding region: 1247-4396 (1049 amino acids)
Biological process (GO): potassium ion homeostasis; chloride transmembrane transport; chloride ion homeostasis
Cellular component (GO): membrane
Molecular function (GO): sodium:potassium:chloride symporter activity
Source: RefSeq, a predicted model, not a curated record